AUGAACGUAAACGGCACCUGCGGCAUCCACCGCUUUCCCAUCGAAACCCUCAGCCAUAUAUUCUCGUUCCUCUUCCCUGCCUCCCAUCUGUGUCUUGGCGCAGAGGGCGGUUCAGACGAUUUCCCUUAUGUGUAUUCCGAUCUUGCAAAUGCCAACAGGGACCUUGAGUCAGCUGUCUCGGUUUGUUACCAGUGGCGCGCAGCUGCGCUGUCUGCCUCAUCGUUAUGGUCCACCAUUACUGCUGGAGGAAGUACAACCCCUGCGAAAUUGAAGAUCUUGCUGAAGCGUUCUGGAGCACACCCUCUCAGGGUAUAUCUCAGCACUCACACAGAGCUCGAGACCUACGAUUUGCUGAACGCAAAUGCAUUUAGGAUCAAGGAUUUCCUUUAUGUGAGCUAUGCAGACGUGGAGACUCGCCUCUCCUGCCUGUCUCGGAUGUCAAACACUGCUCCCAUCCUUCAGUCGUUAUACCUUGGCUGGCAGUAUGAUACUGAUGUGGUCGUCGAUCUCGCCUCACUCUUCGCUGGACAGACUCCAAGUCUUACAAGGCUCCAGGUGGGACCGUGGCAGCCCCCUCCGACGCGUUUCUUAGGGCUCACUCGCUUACGCCUGACCCACCUGCAAGACGAUCAGGACAUGCCGUUCGACUUUCUUAUCGACACAUUACGUGCCAACCCCGCCCUCGAGGAGCUGGUCCUAUACGCGGCCGUCUCGGGGUGCUGUUUCACAUGCUUCGCCGACAGGGAUGGUAUAACGAGGGAGAUGUCUCUGAAUCCCGUCCAUCUCCCUCGACUGUCCUACCUUUACGUUGCAUUCCACUACGCCGCCGAUCUGCACAUCUUCAAUCACUUAGUGCUACCGGAUACCCACGAAUGUCUCGUCGUGGACUCUACAGAACAGAGCGAGGAGAUAGAUGAGUUCUUGCUCCCAUUCCUGAACACCUACGUCGCUACCCUUGGCCAAGUCAGCAAACUGAGCAUUUGUCAUAGAGAGAAAAAGCUGGACCUUCUCUGUAUCAACAAGCGCGGGACCAUCCUGCGUUUUCGCGUCAACCCUGCCGCCUCCGCGAACCCUCCUGCUUUUCACGGGAAAAUCUGGGAUGGAAUCUUGUCCCGGCUCUCGUUUGAAGACACAACGGAGCUGUGGAUAGAGUCGGAUGUCGGGAUCGUGCUCUUUAGCGAGGUAACAUGGACGGACGUUCUUCGCGCCAUGCCAUCCCUCCAGACCCUCUGUGCGCGAGGUGACGUUGUCAAUCCCAUUCUACAAGCUCUGCCCGCCAUCAUUCCCGAUUCGCGCACUUGUCUAUCCCUCAUCUGCCCGAAGUUGCAAACACUCAUCAUACACAAUGAGCCGGAGAUCUCGAUACGUCACUUUGAGAUGUUGCUCCAGUCUCGGUUCCAGUUGGGCCAUCCCAUCCCCGACUUGCGCAUUUCGUUCUUGGAUCCCGAUGUGUAUGAGUAUUCGCUGCGGGAGGAGCUCCGUGCGCUUAAGCGACUUCGAGGAAUAUUUGGUAUUCAGCAGGUUCAGUUGGACUUGAAGUUGGAGGAAGACCGUCUAAGAAUGUCGGUGCCGUGGAAGCAUUUGCUGAACGUCCAAACCGAGUUCGGAUAUGAUCCCUCAGUGCACCCUCACUUAGACUGA
This is a messenger RNA of Fibroporia radiculosa, 1641 nucleotides long. RefSeq lists its product as uncharacterized. The transcript has a single exon. The coding region runs from base 1 to 1641 and encodes 546 amino acids. The record is from RefSeq and is a predicted model, not a curated record. Lineage: Eukaryota; Fungi; Basidiomycota; Agaricomycetes; Polyporales; Fibroporiaceae.